Angiostrongylus costaricensis is the source of this 279-nucleotide messenger RNA. NCBI's taxonomy places the organism in Eukaryota, Metazoa, Nematoda, Chromadorea, Rhabditida, Metastrongylidae. The record is from the annotation of a GenBank genome assembly.
AUGAAUCGGACAGCACCAGGUGUAGACGGGACAAUAUCUGGACACUUUGGGAAACCUUCCGUCAGCCCUCAUAAACACACUGCUCUUCACACUUUACCUGUCUAUAUGCAAGUUCCGUACUUCGUGGAAGAGGGGUAUGACAGUGCUAGUGUUCAAGAAGGUGACCUCCACAAUAUCGGCAACUACCACCCAAUCUGCUUGCUGUCUGCCGUCUACAAACUUUUCACUCGAGUCAUCCUAAGCAGGAUUGACGGAACAGUGGACAAAGAGCAGCCAUAA